GUGCUGCUAAGGAAGCCGGAUCUGGUUUGCUUCUCCGUGAAUAUGCCAAAAGCAGCAAAGAGCAAAGGAGGUGGGCAGGAGAAGAAAGUUGUGCAUCCGUACAGCAGAAAAGCUGCUCAACUUACAAAAGAAGCACAUAAAAAAGACAGAAAAGAAAAGUUGAAAAAUGAAAAGGCCUUUCGUCUCAGCAUUAUAGGUGAAAAAUUGCUUUGGUUUCAAAGCCACCUUGAUCCCAACCUAGUGGAAUACACCAAAAAAGAAGCCUGUGAACUAGUUGAAAAUUAUUUGCAGCGAUUCAGUGAUGAGUUGGAACAGAUUGAACUGCGUAAUAGCAUUAAAGGAAGACAGGCAAGACAGCACAGUUCGAGGGAAUCGGUCAUCAAACAGACUAUGGAACGUGAAAGGCAGCAGUACGAAGGCCACGGGCUCGAUAUCCCUGACAUUGUGAACAGUAAGCACCUUAAAACUUUCAGAGACUGGGAUGGUGAUCUGAAGAAACUUCCAAACAUUAAAAUGAAAAAGAUUUCCAGUAAAGAUGCCCUUAGUGGUAAGAUGGAGAAGGCAACCACUGAAGCGGAAGAGGAAUGGUGUGCAGCAAAGAACAUGGACUGAUGAGCACCUGACUCUUUGGGGGAUGAAAGGUGAAGCAGAUUGCCGAGCUACCAUUUUAAUUCUAAAUGGGAGCAAGACCAAACCUAUUUUUUUUUUCAAAUGUGAGAAGACAGACCUCUGGCUAUGUGCUGUAACUUGGCCUUUGGUUUAUGAGCAGCUGUGAGAUGCUGGUACAUGUUGUGUUUUUGUGAGAUGCUGGUACAUGUCAUGUGGUUGCCUUUUGGAAACCACUUUAAAACGUUUAACAUUCAUAAAGAUAAUGCCGAAUCUCCUAAGGAGGAAACUAGAUGUUACAGUAUCAUAACCUGAUAAUGAUAAUGCUAAAUUCCUUGAAAUCAGCAAGGGCGGAGGAUUUCAGCAACAACAGGAAAGAGUUGUACCCCCUCCCUACACAUCUGUUGCCAUAAUGUCUAAUUUGGUCCUAAUUAAUCUAUUUUUAACCUUACACUUUCUGUUUUUCAAUAGGACACACUUCAGUAGGAUUAGGAGAAUCUUUCCCGACCUGGCAUCCUCUAAAUGUGUUAAGACUGCAACUCCCAUAAUUCAAUGCCCGUGCUCACUGGGAAUUAUGGGAGUUGCAGUCCAAUACAUCUGGAGGGCACUAGGUUGGGUAAGGCAGGUGUAGGGGGAUGAAGUAGCACCAUCAGGACAAUAGGAUGUAUGCUGUGGCAGUGCAUAGUACAUUCUUAAGGCUGCCAGUACUAUUGCGGCUGUCUCCUUUCACUCCACAUCCCUUUACACUCCAUCUGGUUCCUCUUUCUCUUUUAGAGGAAGUCUCUGCAAUAUAUUUGACUAUCUUUCCAAGACAGGUGGCUAAAAAUUGUGGAUGACAGCUUCUUCCAUCUUUCCUUCCUUAAAUACCCCUUAGAUGCCAAGAUGGUCCUAGUGGCGUGAAGCUAGUGGGAAUGCACUAGUUGUUAGCCACUUGCUCACAUACGUUUGUCAACUUUUAGUAAGCUCUGGCUUCCUUUCCUCUCUCUGGGAAGGUAGGUGGUGAAGAAGAGAAUGCUAAAACUAAUCUUGUUUAACUGGAAUAACAUGGAUAUAUGCAGGUCUAGAAAGAGCAUGAAAUGCCAUUUCAGCACUAUUAUUAUUCUGGAAUGCACCAUACUUCAAUUACAUACCAGCUUAAAUAUUAAUUUGCUACAACAGAAAUAUUUUCUGCCAUUCAGAAUUAGUUCCACUGGCAAGCAAUCUCCCCUGCUUCCAAUUUAAAAUGGGAUUCUAAAGACAAAACAUUUUCCCCAUGCUGUUAUGAUUUUAUAAUAAGAGCAAUGUGGUGAUGUUUAGCCAAGGAAGGACACUCUAUGGAAUGACUUGACACUACAUCUUUGACAAGAAUUUGGAAAGCUAAUGAAGGAAAAUGGGUAAGAACAAUUAUAGAUAAUUUUCUUAGUGAAAAGAAGAAAGGCAGACAGUGUCCUUGACUCACCUAGCCUGUUCGUACACAAGAUGGACAGCAUCAGAAAAUGUGGAAAUAGCUUUCUUGGAAACAGUGGUACACAUACAAGUUUUGUAAUGUUGAGAUGAAGACUAUUUUAUUAUUCCUUAAGAAAGUCCAUUAAAAUCAAAGAUGUUGUGAAAAUAUAUUUAUAUGCUUAAAGUUUAACCCUGACGAGUUCAGUUAUUCUUGGGAUAAUGUGUUAAAUCAUUAUUUAUUUUUUAUUCUCAUUCUGUAGUCUCCUGCAAAUAAAUGCUUCCUGAGUUCAGUGA
Messenger RNA from Elgaria multicarinata webbii, 2325 nucleotides. It is a transcript of the gene TMA16, whose product is annotated as translation machinery associated 16 homolog. Bases 43 to 612 code for a protein of 189 amino acids. The record is from RefSeq and is a predicted model, not a curated record. Gene Ontology annotation, cellular component: nucleus. The transcript is spliced from 7 exons. Lineage: Eukaryota; Metazoa; Chordata; Lepidosauria; Squamata; Anguidae.